This is a messenger RNA of Emericellopsis atlantica, 1386 nucleotides long. RefSeq names its product CRAL-TRIO domain-containing protein. Bases 1 to 1386 code for a protein of 461 amino acids. The record is from RefSeq and is a predicted model, not a curated record. NCBI's taxonomy places the organism in Eukaryota, Fungi, Ascomycota, Sordariomycetes, Hypocreales, Bionectriaceae. The transcript has 3 exons.
AUGGCUGUACAGGUACUAGAAGGACGUCCGGGGAACUUGACCCCUGACCAAGAGGAAAAGCUCCGCAAGCUGUGGCUCGCUUUGCUACAGCUCUAUGGCGUUGUCGAGGCGCAUGAAGAGUCAACUGCAGAUGCUACGACCUCAACCGAACAGAGUGGUACAGCCGAUGCUGAAAAGCAGAAGAAGAAGCGCUUCCGCGUUUUCCGCAAGAACAAAGAUGAUUCCAAGGCACAAUCCGGCACGCCUUCGGUAAAAGUCGCGGCUGAAGAUGACAAGUACGGGCAAACCCAGCAGUACCACGAAACACUGGCAAAACAUAGCCCUGAGACCAUCCGUGAGACCAUAUGGGCCAUGGUCAAGCACGACCAUCCUGACGCCCUGGCGCUGAGAUUCCUUCGUGCCCGCAAGUGGGAUGUCGACAAGGCGUUGGUCAUGAUGAUCUCCACACUCAACUGGAGACACAGCGACAUGCAUGUGGACGACGAUAUCAUGAAGAAUGGCGAGGCGGGCGCCGUUGCGGAUGCCGCUAGCUCUGACGCGAAAUCGCAGAAGAUGGGCAACGAUUUUCUCGCACAAAUCCGCAUGGGCAAGAGCUUCCUCCACGGUACAGACAAGAACGGACGCCCUAUCUGCGUGGUCCGAGCUCGCCUGCACAAGCAGGGCGAACAGUGUGAAGAAAGUCUAGAGAGGUACACGGUGUACCUCAUUGAGUCUACACGCAUGGUCCUAUCGCCACCUGUAGACACAGCGACCAUCAUCUUUGACAUGACCGGGUUUUCCAUGGCGAACAUGGAUUACACACCUGUCAAGUUCAUGAUCAAGUGCUUCGAGGCUAACUAUCCCGAGUCCUUGGGUGCCGUACUGAUCCAUCACUCGCCGUGGCUAUUCCAGGGUAUCUGGAAGGUCAUUCGAGGCUGGCUGGACCCAGUGGUUGCCAGCAAAGUUCACUUUACCAACAAUGUGGCCGACCUGUCCGAGUUCAUUGAGCCAAGCCAAAUUAUGAAGGAGCUUGGCGGUGAUGAUAAUUGGGAGUACGAGUACACGGAGCCUAUACCCGGCGAGAACGACAAGAUGAAAGACACAGCCACCAGAGAUUCCUUGAUAGAGGACCGACACGCGAUUGUGAAGCAAUUCGAGGAGGCCACAAUAGAAUGGAUUGAGAACCCAGAAGCCGCAGAGGCCAAGGCCAUCAAGGAUAGGAGGGACCAGCUUGCUGCACAACUUAAGCAGGGCUAUUGGAAGCUCGAUCCAUUCAUUCGAGCCCGCUCCUUCUACGACAGGACGCGAGUGAUCCAGCCAGAUGGCACGGUCAACUGGAGGGCAGCCAGUGAACCGCAGCCCGAGGUCCCAAAGGGCCCCGAAACCUCUGCGGACGAUCUGGAUUAA